Molecule: messenger RNA, 3303 nt
Organism: Bombina bombina (fire-bellied toad)
Lineage: Eukaryota; Metazoa; Chordata; Amphibia; Anura; Bombinatoridae
Product: bifunctional heparan sulfate N-deacetylase/N-sulfotransferase 1-like
Exons: 1
Coding region: 15-2660 (881 amino acids)
Cellular component (GO): Golgi apparatus
Molecular function (GO): heparan sulfate N-sulfotransferase activity; deacetylase activity
Source: RefSeq, a predicted model, not a curated record
CUUCUUAGGAAGGUAUGAGGACCAUGAGCGUGUCCCUGAAGCCACGCAGGUUCGGGAGGCCAUUAAGCCCACAACUGGUGCUGCUGCUUCUUUUUGCCUUCUGUCUUCUGAGUGUCUUCAUCUCAGCUUAUUACCUUUAUGGCUGGAAAAGGGGACUGGAACCAUCAGGAAAUGAGGCUCAGUCCCUAGACUGUGAUGACCUCAAAAUAAGCCCCUCUCGUCUGCUACCUAUGAAGCCUUUAAGGCCUGUGGACUCCUCCCGUACUGAUCCUCUUGUGCUUGUCUUUGUGGAAAGCCUCUACUCCCAGCUUGGGCAGGAGAUUGUGGCCAUCUUGGAAUCAAGUCGUUUUAAAUAUCGGACAGAGAUUGCUCCAGGAAAGGGUGAUAUGCCUACUCUCACAGAUAAAGACCGGGGACGUUUUGCACUAAUUGUGUAUGAAAAUAUCCUGAAAUAUGUUAACCUUGAUGCAUGGAACCGAGAAUUGCUAGAUAAAUACUGUGUGGAGUAUGGAGUGGGAAUCAUUGGUUUCUUCAAGGCUAAUGAUAACAGUCUACUGAGUGCUCAGCUUAAAGGUUUCUCACUCUACCUUCACUCAAAUUUGGGACUUAAAGACUGCAGUAUCAAUCCGAAAUCCCCACUCUUGUACAUUACUCGACCCAACCAGGUAGAAAAAGGGGAUCUGCCUGGUGAGGACUGGACCGUCUUCCAGUCCAAUCAUUCCACUUAUGAACCUGUUCUCCUAGCCAAGACAAAGUCAGCAGAGACUAUACCUCACUUGAGCGUAGACGCAGCUCUCCACACUACUGUUGUUCAGGACCUGGGACUACAUGAUGGAAUACAAAGAGUUCUCUUUGGAAAUAAUUUAAACUUUUGGCUGCACAAGCUAGUCUUUGUGGAUGCAGUCUCAUUCUUAACUGGCAAAAGAUUAUCUUUGCCUCUAAACCGGUAUGUGCUAGUGGAUAUUGAUGAUAUCUUUGUUGGAAAGGAAGGAACUCGGAUGAAAGUGGAAGAUGUGAAGGCACUUUAUGACACACAAAAUGAAUUACGAUCUCAUAUCCCCAACUUCACUUUCAAUCUCGGCUUCUCUGGAAAGUUUUUCCAUACAGGCACAGAUGCAGAGGAUGAAGGAGAUGACCUUUUGUUGUCCUAUGUGAAGCAAUUCUGGUGGUUCCCACAUAUGUGGAGUCAUAUGCAGCCUAAUUUAUUUCAUAAUCAAUCGGUCCUCGCUGAGCAGAUGGCUUUGAACAGGAAGUUUGCUGUUGAUCAUGGCAUACCUACCGAUAUGGGCUAUGCUGUGGCCCCUCAUCACUCAGGAGUUUACCCCAUUCAUGUCCAACUAUAUGAAGCCUGGAAGCAAAUUUGGGGGAUUAAGGUUACAAGCACGGAAGAGUACCCUCACCUAAAACCUGCUAGAUAUCGUAGGGGCUUCAUCCACAGUGGGAUUAUGGUUCUACCUCGUCAGACCUGUGGACUCUUCACACAUACCAUAUUUUAUAAUGAAUAUCCUGGAGGGCCUAUUGAAUUGGACAAAAUCAUAAAUGGAGGAGAGCUUUUCCUCACCGUACUACUAAACCCUAUCAGCAUUUUCAUGACCCACCUGUCUAAUUAUGGCAACGAUCGUCUGGGAUUGUACACUUUCAAGCACUUGGUACAGUUUCUGAACACCUGGACAAAUCUGAAGCUGCAGACCUUGCCUCCUGUGCAGCUUGCACACAAAUACUUCCAGAUCUUUCCUGAGGAGAAGGACCCCCUGUGGCAGGAUCCAUGUGAGGAUAAAAGACACAAAGAUAUCUGGUCCAAAGAGAAGACCUGUGACCGUUUCCCAAAACUACUCAUCAUAGGACCUCAGAAAACUGGCACCACUGCUUUAUACCUUUUCCUUGGAAUGCAUCCAGACCUGAGCAGUAACUACCCUAGCUCAGAGACGUUUGAGGAGAUCCAGUUUUUUAAUGGCCAGAAUUACCACAAGGGAAUUGACUGGUACAUGGAGUUUUUUCCUAUACCAUCGAACACCACUUCCGAUUAUUACUUUGAGAAAAGCGCCAACUACUUUGAUUCAGAAGUUGUUCCAAGGCGAGUUGCAGCACUGCUACCAAAAGCAAAAGUCAUCACAAUCCUCAUCAAUCCUGCAGACCGUGCAUACUCCUGGUACCAGCAUCAGAGGGCCCACGAUGACCCUGUGGCUACAAAAUAUACUUUUCAAGAAGUGAUCACAGCUGGUGCCAGUGCACCUCCAAAGCUACGAGCCCUACAGAACCGGUGCCUUGUCCCAGGAUGGAAUGCAACCCACAUAGAGCGUUGGCUGAACUACUUCCAUGCAAACCAAAUAUUGGUGUUAGAUGGCAAGCUGCUGCGCACUGAGCCCGCUAAUGUAAUGGAGGCAGUUCAGAAAUUCUUGGGAGUAACCAAUGCUAUGGAUUAUCACAAAACCCUGGCGUUUGACCCUAAGAAAGGAUUUUGGUGCCAACUGCUGGAGGGAGGGAAAACCAAGUGCUUAGGAAAAUGUAAAGGAAGGAAGUACCCUGAUAUGGAUUCAGAUUCCCGAUCCUUUCUUACAGACUAUUAUAGGGACCAUAACAUCAAACUCUCCAAGCUUCUUUACAAAAUGGGUCAGACACUGCCAACGUGGCUAAGAGAGGAACUGCAGAACAAUAGGUAGCUGUUGCUGCUGGAUUUGGGAUGAAGAUAAGGUCUCAGGAUCCUUCCUAUCUUGACUGGCCUGUAGUACCACAAAGGCAGAGACUGUGGUAUUGAACUUUAAUCUGCCUACUUGGCACAUAAAGUGUGGUGAAAAAUGUGGUCACUUUGCUGGAAAGACUGUCCUUGAGAAGCUUAUUUUAGACCCGAUUCUCCUGAAGGAAUUAUUUAGCCACUAUUUGCAUCCUGAAAGGCCUGUUUUAGAGGCCUGGUUUAUUUUAUGCGGGAUCCUUUCGCUUCUCAGGUUCCCAUAUAUAGUUGACUAUUGUUCUUGGACUCAACCACUGAUAAAGUAUUAUUAAACAAAGCCCACUGGUUCUGCAUUAAUAGGGCAAUAUGUGAAUUUUAGUUGUGUUUUGCAGUCCCUACUGUGAGCUGGAGGAACAACAAGAGGGGUUUGAUAAUAAUUGGGGCGGGUGGUAAACAAAUUGCCCUGUUUCGUACGAGACAGAAUCUCUACAAAUUAAGAAAUACCAUGUAUUUCAGGAAUACUUCCCAAUCUUUGAUCUUCUCAAGAACUGGUAUCAUCUCCUAGAUUCAUUCAGAUGUUGCCUAGCUAGACCCAUCACAAGAUGUUGAUAGGGUCAAUAAAGGCCUUAAGACAA